UCCCCAACUUGUUGCUCUUGCCCAACCAACCCUCCGUCGCCUCAUACCAUGGACCGGUUCCUCGCACCUCAUUCACCUGAAGCCCUCGCUCACCACCACCUCACUGAGAAUUGGUUCAACUGGGAUACCGAGCAUCCCUCCUUGGACGAAACUCUCAUUGCAGGGUGCGCCUCUUACCAGGCAUUCAAUCGCUAUCUCACCGGCAGUGACCUCUACUUGCUGCCGCGGUCAAGAAAGGAGCUUGAGAAAGUUCUACGGAGAUACGCUUAUGACGCCAUUCAUAACACUAUUGCUAAGGCCCGGUCAUCUCUGGAGCCUGGCGGGUACAGCCGAAUUUGUCACCUCGUAGAGACUUCUAUCAGCAAAGUGUUGGAUGAGAAUGAUAAUGCCUCAUAUCUCCUUGACCUUCACCGUCCCCAGCUCGAUUCCGUGGCAAAUGUAAUGCCGUCGUCGCCGACUAGACACAUCACGAUCAAGUAGGAGAGGACACUCGAGGCCUUUUCCUCUCGCUGCUAACUUAUCUCGUGAUUCGCUAUGAUAAUUGUAUAGGAUUUCGGC
This is a messenger RNA of Somion occarium, 558 nucleotides long. The record is from the annotation of a GenBank genome assembly. NCBI's taxonomy places the organism in Eukaryota, Fungi, Basidiomycota, Agaricomycetes, Polyporales, Cerrenaceae.